AAAACACGGAAGUGUUAGAAGUUCAGCCUUAAGAGGAGAGAGGAGCAGUUUACGUUGGGAAAUCUUUUCUUUUUGUUCACUUUUAAACGUUUCCGUCAAGUUUUAACGGCUGGAAGCGAAGCUGAAGCGGAACCCGUGAGUCCGGACGGACACAGUGAUUUUCUGGCCUGAACGCAGCGUCUGAUGAUGGCGACGAAGACGUUCCGCUGUCCGGCACGGCACGGCUACGCUGUGGAGGUGUCGCCGUUCGUCCCCCAGCGAUUAGCCUGCGCCGCAUCCCAGUACUAUGGAAUAACGGGUUCUGGCUCUCUGUUUGUUCUGGAUCAGACAGAAACUGGGAUGGUCUUGGUGAGAAGCUGGGAGUGGGGCGACGGGCUCUUCGACGUGGCGUGGAGCGAGGCCAACGAGCACGUCUUGGUGGCGGGAGGCGGGGACGGCAGCCUGCAGCUGUGGGACUCGGCCAAUCAGCACGCUCCGCUGAGAGUGGCCAAGGAGCACAGGCAGGAGGUUUACUCGGUGGACUGGAGUCAGACCAGAGGGGAGAACCUGAUCGUGUCCGGUUCCUGGGAUCGCUCCGUUAAAGUGUGGGAUCAAGACCUCAGCCGAUCGCUGACCACGCUCCAAGGACACGAGGGGGUCGUUUACAGCACCGUUUGGUCUCCUCACAUCCCAGGAUGCAUUGCUUCAGCCUCAGGUGACGGGACACUCAGAGUUUGGGAUGUUAAAGCUGCUGCAUGCCGAUUGGCUGUCCCUGCACACAAAGCAGAGAUCCUGAGCUGUGAUUGGUGCAAAUACGACCAGAAUCUCGUGGCCACAGGUUCAGUGGACUGCAGCGUGUGUGUGUGGGACCUGAGGAACGUCCGACAACCCGUCAGCCAGCUGCUGGGACACACCUACGCCAUCCGCAGAGUCAAGUUCUCCCCCUUCAGUCAGACGGUGCUGGCCUCCUGCUCCUACGACUUCACCGUGCGGUUUUGGGACUUCGGUGGAAGCCGGCCUCUCCUGGACACCGUGGAGCAUCAUUCAGAGUUUGUCUGUGGCUUGGACUUCAACCUCCACAUCCCCCACCAGGUGGUGGACUGCUCCUGGGACGAGACGGUGAAGAUCUACUCGCCUGCCUGCCUGACGGCCGCAGCACGCUCUGCAGCUUCCUGACACACAGAGAGGCUCCUCAGGCCGGUUCUGGGCCGACUGAACCGGGUCUGGACCUCUGAGUCCGUCUGUCCCACCGAACAACAGAGAUGUGAAAAUCAGAUCUAAUGAGCUUCUGCUGUGCAGUGAAGGUCUGUUCAGGUUGUAAUUAAUAUUUGCUGAAUCAGCCAAUCAUCUCUGAGGGACGUUUCGGAUCAGAACCUGGAAACUCUUUGGGUUUAGCUGCUUUACGCCGUUAUCCAUUUAAAUAAACGCUGACUCAGCAAAGUUUAUUUACUACAUUUAUUCAGCUGUAUAUAAUAAAUAAAUGUUGGUUUUAACAU
This is a messenger RNA of Fundulus heteroclitus (mummichog), 1475 nucleotides long. RefSeq names its product peroxisomal biogenesis factor 7 (gene pex7). Gene Ontology annotation, biological process: protein import into peroxisome matrix. NCBI's taxonomy places the organism in Eukaryota, Metazoa, Chordata, Actinopteri, Cyprinodontiformes, Fundulidae. Gene Ontology annotation, cellular component: peroxisomal matrix; cytosol. The coding region runs from base 184 to 1155 and encodes 323 amino acids. The record is from RefSeq and is a predicted model, not a curated record. The transcript is spliced from 11 exons. Gene Ontology annotation, molecular function: protein binding.